Messenger RNA from Drosophila kikkawai, 1211 nucleotides. The record is from RefSeq and is a predicted model, not a curated record. Lineage: Eukaryota; Metazoa; Arthropoda; Insecta; Diptera; Drosophilidae.
AAUCGAAGCUUAUGCAGCUCUAAACUGCAAUACGCGUCAAGUCAGCAAUUGUUGCUGUUUUUAUUAUGCUGAAAAAGUGCAAAUAAUUUCGCCCGAGUUGGAUUUCGUAAUGUCCUACAGUGUGCGCCAAUAACUGCUAAUAAUCAAUAAUAUUACUCAGUGAAGGUACCACAAAAUGUGAUCUGAAGUUUCCCCCAGCAAAACUUGGAUCAAUUUAUAAUUGGAUAAACAAGGCAAUUCCUACGCUUAUUACUCAUGAAUGCAGCGAGUUGUGCUAAGUGUCUGCCUUCGGAUUUCACAGAUUCUCCCGAGAGCACGUCAGUAGUGACGCGUCUUUGUUGACUUCGUUCCGAUUCACUGAUAAGCCGGAGGGAGGAGCUGGUGAGGCCGCACCCUAAACAAAGGAGAAGACCAGCAGCUGCGGCAGCAUAAUGCCGAUACUAUACAGCGUUAUAUCGCGGGGCAGCACGGUGCUGGCCAAGUUCGCGGAGUGCGUCGGUAACUUUGCCGAAGUGACGGAGCACAUCAUCGGCCGCAUUGGGGUCCAUAACCACAAGAUGACAUACAACCACGGCGAGUACCAGAUCCACUACACCUGCGAGAACAAGCUGGUCUACAUGUGCAUCACCGACAACGAGUUCGAGCGCUCUCGGGCCUUCCUCUUCUUGGCGGAUGUCAAGCAGAAGUUCAUCCAGACAUACGGCCUACAGGUGGCCACGGCCAUCGCCUAUGCCAUGAACACCGAAUUCUCCAAGGUUCUGGCCCAGCAGAUGGUAUACUUCAGUCAGUCGGGGGAAGUGGACACCAUUUCGCGGGUCCACGGGCAGAUAGACGAGCUGAAAGACAUUAUGGUUAAGAAUAUUGACAGCCUGCGUGAUCGCGGCGAGAAACUGGAACUGCUGGUCAACAAAACCGAAAACUUGAGCAAUAAUUCCGUUGCAUUCCGCAAGGCCUCGCGCAACUUGGCGCGGCAAAUGUUUUGGAAGAACAUCCGUAUCUACGUGGUGGUGGGCCUGGUGAUUACCUUCAUCGUCUAUGUGAUCGUGAGCAUGGCCUGUGGCGGUCUCGCCUGGCAGUCCUGCGUCUAAGGGACAUUUGUUUAAAUUGUUAUAAGCCCACAACACGUGUAUAUUUGCAUAUAAAGCUCUACAGUACUCUCAUUAUCUAUGUUCUAUGUAAUAAACGUGAAUGUAUACAGGUUUAAAAGACAA